Serpula lacrymans var. lacrymans S7.9 is the source of this 546-nucleotide messenger RNA. RefSeq lists its product as uncharacterized. The record is from RefSeq and is a predicted model, not a curated record. Bases 1 to 546 code for a protein of 181 amino acids. NCBI's taxonomy places the organism in Eukaryota, Fungi, Basidiomycota, Agaricomycetes, Boletales, Serpulaceae. The transcript is spliced from 3 exons.
AUGCAGGAGCUGCUGGGGGGUCAGCAUGCCAAGGGCUCAAAUGCCUUUCGCACCCCUAGAGUACCCCAAGCCCCAAAAGUGCUGAAGACGUCCACAUCCACCACCCAGGUAUUUACUCCGCCUGUUUCCGCCACCACAAGUUCUACCACGUCUAUUGUGCCUGCACCUGUUACACCCACUGCACCUACCGUCUCUCAUGCAGUGCCCGCUGUUGUGGCUGCUGCACCUGCCAUCCCUUGUGCAGCUGUGUCUGACAUAGCUGCAAAGGAUCCUCCUGGUUGUAUCAACAACUGGCUUGGUGGCCUUCCCCCCCCCAACCCCCGCAGCCGUGCUUCCUCCCAUGAGCGCAACUGUCAUCUCCCACAGCAAGAGCGCCGGUGGAAGCAAUUGAAGCCAAGACUUGGCGAGUUCCUCCCCAUCAUGCGGGACUUCAAUAUUAAACUAGACAUUGGCCUCAGUACGGAAGCUCCCUCUGCUCCCCCUGCUCCUCCUCCCAAAGUCUCCCAGCCAGAAACACCUGUUCCAAACCCAGAACAUGUCCAUUGA